This is a messenger RNA of Malania oleifera, 2017 nucleotides long. Its product is annotated as BTB/POZ domain-containing protein At1g55760. Lineage: Eukaryota; Viridiplantae; Streptophyta; Magnoliopsida; Santalales; Ximeniaceae. The transcript is spliced from 4 exons. Bases 717 to 1703 code for a protein of 328 amino acids. Gene Ontology annotation, molecular function: protein binding. The record is from RefSeq and is a predicted model, not a curated record.
CCGAUAUAAACUUGGUAAUUGAACAAGAAGGUCAGAAGAAUGAGGAACUGAUGCUUUGCUUCAAAGCACCAACUGAAAAUUCUCCCCAUUGCAGGAGAAGCAUAAUAUAAUUAAUACACACAACACAAGACAGCACGCCCAAGAGGUGACCCAUACGUAGACCUCCCAUAGGCCAUAGCGCAUGACACAUAGCCUUAUACCAAAACUAAUUUAAGGCGAAAGAGAAACGAAACCAUAGCAAUAUAGCAUAGCCCCAAAAUACCCAGUACGUUAAUUUAUACGCCCAAUACCCAAUAGGCAUGCUCCAUAAAUAAACCUCCUCCAAUCGCCCCACCAUCCCUGAAGUGCAGUGCAAGCCAACAAUUCAGCAACCAAAGAACUUUUAUCGUCUCUCUCUAGUCUCUAGGCCUCUGCAACUUCCACAGUCAUCAAUGGCGUAAAGCGAGAUAAAAAUCCUUGCGUGCCCGAAACCUGAAGAGGGUCGAAUCUUAUUUCAUUUGUUAGUAGUCAAGGAUUGAAGGAUCCUCAGUUCAGGGAGUUUUCGUUGUUUUCCCCUUUCAUCUUGUUCAUCUUGUUUGUUGUUAUUGUCUUUUUCUUUUACUUUUCCAUGAGUGGAAGUGGGUGCGAGAGUAGCAAACCUGGGAAAGGCUGGAGAGCUGUGGGAGGGCAUCUUCGACUGCAUCCAUGAGAUCACCGCCGCUCUCGCUUUCGCUAGGAUGAGCGACUCCGCUUACCGGGUCGAAACCACUUCCCGCCUCGCCCAAUGGAGGAUCGACAACCUCGCCUCUUGCACCUACCGCAAAUCCGACCCUUUCAAAAUUGGAAUCUGGAAUUGGCAUUUAUCCAUUGAGAAGAACCGGUUGUUGUUUGUUAAACUGUACCCGGAGAUAUCGAAUAAGUCUAGAGACAAUCCUCCAAUUGCAUCUUUCAUCAUCCGAGUGCUCUGUUCUGUGGGAGAUCGCAAGGCUCUGACCCAUCCAGAAAUAACAGACAAGCAACUCAAGAACAAUGAUGACUUUGUUUGGGCAAUUGAGGUUCCACUGACUGGGAAAUUCAUCAUCGACAUUGAAUUCCUUGACUUGAAGACUGCCUCUCCAAACGGUGGAGAGCCUUGUUCCAUCUGGUCCGAGGGAUUUGCACAAAAGCAAUCAUCUGUCACAGCUCUUUCAUCCCUUGGUCGAAUGUUAUCUGAAAGCAUCCACACAGACAUCAUAAUCAAUGCUUCUGAUGGAAGCAUUGGAGCCCAUCGUGCGGUGCUCGCUGCGAGAUCUCCAGUCUUCCGAAGCAUGUUUUCCCAUAACCUGAAAGAGAAAGAACUAUCUGUCAUAAACAUUUGUGACAUGUCCAUUGAGGCUUGCCAGGCAUUUCUCAAUUAUAUAUAUGGGAACAUCCAACACGACGAAUUUCUCAUCCACCGGCUGGCACUCCUACGGGCUGCUGAUAAGUAUGAUCUCUCAGACUUGAAAGAGGCGUGCCAUGAUAGUCUGCUAGAAGAUAUUGAUACUAAAAAUGUUCUCGAAAGACUCCAAACUGCAUCUCUCUACCGGCUGCCAAAACUGAAGAGCGGGUGCAUGCAGUAUCUUGUGAAGUUUGGAAAAAUAUUUGACAUUAGAGAUGAUUUUAAUACCUUUCUUCAAUGUGCUGACCGAGACCUCAUAUCCGAAGUCUUUCAUGAGGUUCUUGCUGCUUGGAGAGGUUUCUAACAUUGGGUAUAGAAAGGUGAAAGAGAAAAACAAUUGGGGAGAUGUGUGUUCUGCAAUUAUGCAUAGAAAGGAGAAAGUAAUAGGGUAAAAAGGGCGUGUUUAAGUCAGCGUUGUUUGUGAUGUCCAUGGAAAAUGGGCGAUUAGCAAAAUUGUAGUGUGCAGGAUUUGUUUCCAUGAAGAAAAUUCUUUCGUUUAGAUGGAAUUUGUUUGUCUGAAUGAACAUGUAUAUAUUGGUUUCAAUGAAACAAUAUUGAAUGAUUCUUGCUGUAAUGGAACAAAUUAUUCUUGCUAUAAUGGAACAUGUAAUUCAUGAA